Messenger RNA from Nipponia nippon (crested ibis), 4600 nucleotides. The record is from RefSeq and is a predicted model, not a curated record. NCBI's taxonomy places the organism in Eukaryota, Metazoa, Chordata, Aves, Pelecaniformes, Threskiornithidae.
AUGGCAACAUUUCGCCACUUGUGUCGAAUUUUUAAAAUGCUAGUAUUUGUGCCCUGCCAAGAAGGCCCUGAGAAGGGCUGGCUUCUCAAUGAACAAAAGCCUCUUGCCAAUGAUUGUGCUAUUAGAUAUGGUGAAUGCACUAAGCUGUACUGCAGCUUUUCCAUUUACCGUCCUAAUAAGUGUGAACUCAACUUCCAGUUGAUGCUGCUUUCUUCUGUGGCUUUCUGUGACCCUGGAGCGGGACUGCUGAGCUCGCCAGCUCACGCCCUGGGCUCCUCCGCACGUGGCUUUCCUCUUCCCUCCUCCUCUCUCGGCAUACGUGGUGGGAAGCUGAUGAUCUCCAAUACAAGAAAAAGUGAUGCCGGCAUGUACACUUGUGUUGGAACCAACAUGGUGGGGGAGCGAGACAGUGAUCCGGCAGAGCUGACUGUCUUUGAACGGCCCACGUUUCUCAGGCGACCGAUUAACCAAGUGGUGCUGGAGGAGGAGGCCGUGGAUUUCCGGUGCCAGGUGCAGGGGGAUCCCACACCCACAGUCCGGUGGAAGAAAGAUGAUGCAGACUUGCCGAGAGGAAGGUAUGACAUCAAAGAUGACUACACUUUGCGCAUUAAGAAGGCCAUGAGCACAGAUGAAGGAACCUACACAUGCAUCGCUGAGAAUCGAGUCGGAAAAGUGGAAGCCUCUGCUACCCUCACUGUGCGAGCUCGCCCCGUUGCUCCCCCACAGUUUGUGGUGAGACCACGAGACCAGAUUGUAGCCCAGGGUCGAACCGUGACUUUUCCUUGUGAAACUAAAGGAAAUCCCCAGCCAGCUGUUUUCUGGCAAAAAGAAGGAAGCCAGAAUCUACUCUUCCCAAACCAGCCUCUCCAACCCAACAGCAGGUAUUCAGUGUCACCAACCGGAGACCUCACUAUUACCAACAUUCAGCGGUCUGAUGCAGGCUACUACAUUUGUCAAGCACUGACGGUUGCUGGAAGCAUUUUAGCAAAGGCUCAGCUGGAGGUUACUGAUGUCUUGACAGAUAGGCCUCCACCCAUCAUCCUCCAGGGACCGGUCAAUCAGACGCUGGCAGUGGAUGGGACAGCUUUGCUGAAGUGCAAGGCAACCGGUGACCCCCUUCCUGUCAUCAGCUGGUUAAAAGAAGGAUUCACCUUCCUGGGCAGAGACCCUCGAACAUCCAUACAAGAUCAGGGAACGCUUCAGAUUAAAACUCUGCGGCUGUCCGAUACUGGGACUUACACUUGCGUUGCUACAAGUUCCAGUGGGGAGACAUCUUGGAGUGCUGUGCUGGAGGUGACAGAAUCUGGUGGAGCAACAGUCAGUAAAAAUUAUGAUAUAAAUGACCUCCCUGGGCCACCAUCCAAACCUCAGGUCACUGAUGUUACUAAGAACAGUGUCACCCUGUCCUGGCAACCAGGGACCCCUGGAAGCCUACCAGCUAGUGCAUAUAUCAUUGAGGCUUUUAGUCAAUCUGUGAGCAAUAGUUGGCAAACAGUGGCUAACCAUGUGAAGACCACUCUCUACACUGUGAGAGGACUGCGUCCCAAUACAAUCUACCUGUUUAUGGUGAGAGCUAUCAAUUCACAAGGUCUGAGUGAUCCCAGCCCUAUGUCAGAUCCUGUCCGAACACAAGAUAUCAGCCCACCAGCACAAGGUGUGGAUCACAGGCAAGUCCAGAAAGAACUGGGAGACGUCAUUGUACGACUGCAUAAUCCUGUUGUGCUGACACCCACGACAGUUCAAGUCACCUGGACGGUUGACCGCCAAUCCCAGUUUAUUCAGGGCUACCGAGUAAUGUAUCGCCAAACAUCUGGCCUACCUUCUCCAGCUGUAUGGCAGAAUUUGGAGGUCAAAGUCCCAACUGAGCGCAGUGCUGUCCUUGUCAGCUUGAAAAAGGGAGUCACUUAUGAAAUAAAAGUUCGCCCUUAUUUCAAUGAAUUCCAAGGAAUGGACAGUGAAUCAAAGUCUGCUCGUACCACAGAGGAAGCUCCAAGUGCCCCUCCUCAGUCUGUUACUGUCCUGACAGUUGGAAACCACAACAGCACAAGCAUCAGCAUCUCCUGGGAUCCUCCCCCUCCAGAUCACCAAAAUGGAGUCAUCCAGGAGUAUAAGAUCUGGUGCCUAGGUAAUGAGACUCGAUUUCAUAUCAACAAAACAGUAGAUGCAGCCAUUCGGUCUGUAGUAAUAGGUGGCCUAUAUCCAGGUAUUCAGUACCGCGUGGAAGUUGCUGCAAGCACCAGUGCAGGUGUGGGAGUAAAAAGUGAGCCACAGCCCAUAAUAAUUGGAGGUCGUAACGAAGUUGUCAUCACUGAAAAUAACAACAGCAUAACUGAGCAAAUCACUGAUGUUGUCAAACAGCCUGCCUUUAUAGCUGGCAUCGGUGGUGCAUGUUGGGUAAUUCUGAUGGGUUUCAGCAUCUGGCUGUACUGGCGCAGAAAGAAGAGGAAGGGGCUCAGCAAUUAUGCUGUCACUUUCCAAAGAGGAGAUGGAGGACUAAUGAGCAAUGGAAGUCGACCAGGUCUGUUGAAUGCAAGUGACCCCAGUUAUCCUUGGCUUGCAGACUCUUGGCCUGCCACAAGUCUGCCAGUAAACAACAGCACUAGUGGACCCAAUGAUCUUGGCAAUUUUGGUCGUGGAGAUGUGCUGCCACCAGUGCCAGGGCAAGGAGAUAAAACCGCUACUAUGCUUUCUGAUGGAGCCAUUUACAGCAGCAUUGACUUCACCACGAAAACUAGUUACAACAGUUCCAGCCAAAUAACGCAAGCCACGCCAUAUGCCACCACCCAGAUACUGCAUUCCAACAGCAUCCAUGAGUUGGCUGUCGACUUACCUGAUCCUCAGUGGAAAAGCUCAAUUCAGCAAAAAAAUGACCUGAUGGGAUUUGGUUACUCUCUCCCAGACCAAGGCAAAGGCAACAAUGGUGGCAAAGGAGGGAAAAAGAAGAAGAACAAAAAUACUGCCAAGCCCCAGAAAAAUAAUGGUUCAAACUGGGCCAGUGUUCCCCUCCCACCCCCUCCCGUGCAGCCGCUUCCAGGCACAGAGCUGGAACACUAUGGGGUGGAUCAGCAAGAAGCAGGAUAUGACAGUGAUGGUUGGUGUCCGCCUUUGCCAGUUCAGACCUACCUACAUCAGGGCAUGGAGGAUGAGCUUGAAGAAGACGAUGAUCGUGUUCCCACACCUCCUGUCCGAGGAGUAGCUUCAUCACCUGCGAUCUCCUUUGGGCAACAGUCAACUGCAACCCUCACGCCUUCUCCACGAGAGGAGAUGCAGCCAAUGCUUCAAGCCCACCUUGAUGAAUUAACUAGGGCUUACCAGUUUGAUAUAGCAAAGCAGACAUGGCACAUCCAAAGCAAUACACAACCUCCUCAGGCGCCAGUUCCACCCCUAGGAUAUGUAUCUGGAAACCUUAUUUCAGAUUUGGAAACAGAUGUUCCAGAUGAUGAGGAGGAGGAGGACGAUAUUGAAGAAGAAACUGUAGAAAUCAGUAGACCGCUAAGAGGUCUAGAGCAUACUCCAGGCUCCAGUAUGGACAAUCUAGACAGCUCUGUGACAGGUUCAAUGGUAAAUGGAUGGGGUUCUGCGUCUGAUGAGGAUCGUAACUUUUCUAGUCAUAGAUCUAGUGUAGGUAGCUCCUCAGAUGACUCGAUCUUUACCAGCGGCAGUUUUGCACAAGCACUGGUUGCAGCAGCAGAUAAAGCUGGUUUUAGGCUGGAUGGAACCAGCCUGACAAGAACAGGCAAAGCAUACCCUUCCUCUCAGCGACCUCGGCCGAGCAGUCCUUUUUCUACUGACAGCAACACCAGUGCAGCUGUCAAUCAGAGUCAGAGGCCGAGGCCCACUAAAAAACACAAGGGAGGACGGUUGGACCAACCCUCCUUGCCUCAUCGUAGGGAGGGAAUAACAGACGAUCUUCCACCACCACCCGACCCGCCCCCUGGUCAGGGUUUAAGGCAGCAAAUAGUCCCCGGCCAGCGCGGAGGCUCGGCAGAGAGGAAAGGAAGCUCUCUUGAGAGGCAGCAUGCACCGAACAUAGACGAAACAAAGAGCUCCCUGGACCGGCAAGCUAGGACGUCACUAGAGUGGCAGCGGCAAACCCAGGAGUGGAUAAGCUCUACAGACCGCCAAGAGGAUUUCAGGAAAGCCCAACACAAACAAGCCUUCGGAUCAGAAGAGGCGCUCGUACCAUAUAGUAAACCCAACUUCCCAUCCCCUGGCGGCCACAGCUCUUCAGGAACAGCUUCUUCUAAAGGAUCAACCGGACCUAGAAAAGGUGAAGUCUUGCGAGGAGGUCACCAACGCAAUGCCAGUGACCUUCUCGAUGUAGGCUAUGUGGGAUCAGACAGUCAAGGACAGUUUACUGGUGAAUUAUAGUAGUUGAGAAGACACAUUGCAAGCUGCUCUGAUGGACCAUCAGGUCUGAACUCAUGGAAGUGAUGACACUAAACAGUGCAAUGAACAUUUUCUUUAUUUAUGUACUAUUAAAAGAACUGUAAAUGCAAUGUAAAGACACACAGCCACACAUACCCCACAGAUAAUUUACUUGUGUUCUUCUCUUUAAUACACCAUCCACCUUAAACUAUUCCUUGUCAGGAGUAUAUAA